GUUUUGUGCGCAGGGUGGCAGGUGUAGUGAUGAGGAGUGAAGCUCUGCGGAGUGGAAAGGGUGGCUCCGCACGGCAGUCYCGACAACAGCCCGCUCGCAGGGGCAUGGCAGCGGUCCCACCGCGCCGCACCCCACUCUGAGCCCUGUCGAGCCCCCGGGGCCAUUGCCAGUGCCAUCCAUUGCCAUGCCUCCCCAGGAGCUCCUGGAUUACGCGCCCGCCCUACGGAGACACAGCCCGCCCCGGGGCAGCGGCCCGGAGCUGGGCAUCAAGUGCGUGCUGGUGGGCGAUGGCGCCGUGGGCAAGACCAGCCUGGUGGUCAGCUACACCACCAACGGGUACCCCGACGAGUACCAGCCCACCGCCCUCGACACCUUCUCCGUGCAGGUCCUGGUGGAUGGAGCCCCAGUCCGGAUUCAGCUGUGGGACACUGCUGGACAGGAGGACUUUGACUGUUUGCGCUCUCUWUGUUACCCUGACACCGACGUCUUCCUUGUCUGCUUCAGUGUGGUAAACCCAAGCUCCUUCCAAAACAUAACAGAGAAAUGGAUCCCUGAGAUACGAACUCACAACCCCCGGGCACCAGUGCUGCUAGUGGGGACACAGGCAGACUUGCGGGACGAUGUCAAUGUCCUCAUCAGCCUGGAUCGCUACCAUGUGAAGCCUGUGCCCCGGCCUCAGGCAGAAGGUCUAGCUGACAAAAUCCGGGCUGAAGCCUACCUGGAAUGCUCAGCACUGACCCAGAAGAACCUUAAAGAAGUUUUUGACAUGGCCAUUGUCAGCGGUGUUGAGCACAAGGCACGUCAGGAAAAGAAGAUGACUGCCAAAGGCAUCAAGACUCUCUCUAAGUGCCGCUGGAAGAAGUUCUUUUGCUUUGUCUGAAGCUGCUUUGAGGGAGGGRAAAAGAAACACCCAGUGCCAGUAUUGGCUCUGCACCUUCUUGGAGUGACUGCUCCUAUGGCCCCAGCAAGGAGGGUAUGAUAAGCUGCUGGGCUUGGAAACCUGUCUCUUGCUGGGUACAGUAUCAGAUGCCUAGGAGACAUGAACUAGAUUCCCAUUGUGCUGAGAUGUGGAAUGGUCCAGACAGCUAUAAUAUCUGCUGGACAUAUCUGUAGUGUCCCAGACUAAUGGGAACUUUUAACACAUCAGGACUCAGUACCCGAGAACAGGCAGGYUCCUUACAUUGUUCAAAAUGACCAGUUUUCUGAUUGAAGGUCRCAUACUUUCAGAGUUCUGAUGCAGCAUAAUAAAUGUGAGGGAUUUUUGAAAUCAGCCUGUUUUGGCUGAUUUACAGGCGUGGCAGAGAGUAGGGCAGGAGCAGUUACAGGCAACUGCAAUGUGGUCAGGCAUGGGGUGCAGAGUUUGUAACAUGAAACUUGGGUUCCCCCUCUGAUUCUGUUUGCCAAAAUAGGUAGGAUUCACUUGGCUGUGAAAAAGCAGCACUCUUUCUUAAAGGGCCUUUACUGGGUGUACUGUUGAGAAGGUAUUUUAUUCUAAAGGCCAUUAGUGGGCUGAAGAGAAAUACGCUGGGGGCUACAGUAAUACUUUGAGCAAAUCCAUCUUUGAGAGGACUCUCUAGUCCACUGGCCAACAGUGUUACAGUCCUAUCCUAAGAGGUACUUGGGGACCGACUCUGAAAGGCCUUUUGUGUGUAGUGUUUUGAAUGAAAGAACAGAUGAGGAACAGUGAUGAGUGGGUCUGUCUAGCAGAGACAAAACUGUGUCAGGAAAGGGUUCAUAACACUACCAAGGAGUCAGAUGUAGAUGGAGACCCAUGCAUGUAAUGAAAGGAGAGAAGGAAGAAAAUAGAAAGGAAAGAGAUGGAAUGAAGAAA
Malurus melanocephalus (red-backed fairy wren) is the source of this 1831-nucleotide messenger RNA. RefSeq names its product ras homolog family member V (gene RHOV). The record is from RefSeq and is a predicted model, not a curated record. Gene Ontology annotation, molecular function: GTPase activity; GTP binding. The transcript has 3 exons. Lineage: Eukaryota; Metazoa; Chordata; Aves; Passeriformes; Maluridae. Gene Ontology annotation, biological process: small GTPase-mediated signal transduction. The coding region runs from base 185 to 880 and encodes 231 amino acids.